Messenger RNA from Diceros bicornis minor, 1450 nucleotides. It is a transcript of the gene LY6G6F, whose product is annotated as lymphocyte antigen 6 family member G6F. NCBI's taxonomy places the organism in Eukaryota, Metazoa, Chordata, Mammalia, Perissodactyla, Rhinocerotidae. Gene Ontology annotation, molecular function: acetylcholine receptor inhibitor activity. The record is from RefSeq and is a predicted model, not a curated record. Gene Ontology annotation, biological process: acetylcholine receptor signaling pathway. The transcript has 6 exons. The coding region runs from base 1 to 1164 and encodes 387 amino acids. Gene Ontology annotation, cellular component: external side of plasma membrane.
AUGGCGGUCUUAUUCCUCCUUCUGUUCCUAUGUGGGCCCCCUCAGGCUGCUGCAGACAGCAUCCAGGCCAUCUAUGUGGCCUUGGGGGAGGCAAUGGAGCUGCCAUGUCCCCCACCACCCACCCUGCAUGGGGACGAACUCCUGUCCUGGUUCCGCAGCCCUGCAGCAGGCUCCUCCACUGCCCUGGUGGCCCAAGUCCAAGUGUCCAGGCCAGUCCCAGGCCCUGGGAAGCCCAGAAGGGAAUCCCGGCUCAAACUGCUGGGGAACUACUCUUUGUGGCUGGAAGGUUCCAAGGAGGGCGAUGCCGGGCGGUACUGGUGUGCUGUGCUGGGUCAGCAACACAGGUACCAGAACUGGAGGGUGUAUGAUGUCUCCGUGCUCAGAGGAUCCCAGUUAUCUGCGAGGGCUGCAGAUGGAUCCCCCUGCUCUGUCCUCCUGUGCUCUGUGGUCCCCGCCAGACGCCUGGACUCCGUGACCUGGCUGGAAGGGAAGGGUCCUGUGAAGGGCCAUGUACAGUCCUUCUGGGGCGAUGGGGCUGCCCUGCUCUUGGUGUGUCCUGGGGAGGGGCUUCCUGAGCCCAAGGGCCGUAGACCAAGAAUCAUCCGCUGCCUCAUGUCUCAGAACAAAGGGGUCAGCUUUAGCCUGGCAGCCUCCAUGGAUGCCUCCCCUGCCCUCUGUGCCCCUUCCACGGGCUGGAGUGUGGCCUGGAUCCUGAUGCUGUUGCUCACAGUGGGCCAAGGGAUUGCCGUCCUGGUCCUCAGCAUCAUGCUGUGGAGGCGGAGGGUCCAGAGGGCUCAGUGCAGAGGAAACCGCAUGCGGUGCUAUGACUGCGGUGGAGGCCCCAGCAGCUCCUGCAAAGAGACCCUGACCACCUGUGGUGAGGGUGAACACUGUGGCUUCCUGGAGCACAAACCCCGGAGCAAGCCAUCUGGAAACUCCUCAGUGACUGUGAUUCAUCACCAUCCAGCCUGCGUGGCGGCCCAUCAUUGCAAUCAAGUGAAAACAGAGUUGGUGGGAGAUGUGACUUACACAACCCACAGGGACUGCUGCGUCGGAGACCUGUGCAACAAAGCUGUGGCAGCGAGCACUGUGGCCCCGGCAUGCAUCUUGGUCGCAGCAGCCAGCGCCCUAGCCUGGCUCAUGCCAGAACUGUGGAGAGGGUAGUGGGAGUAGGGGAAGGGAAGGGAGCAAGAGAGCAAGGGAACAAAGGAGAUUUGAGGUGAGAAGACAAACACUCUUCUGUGAACCAUUAAAGUCUAUUGACAAGUCUAGAGCUGACUGGAAAAUUCCAUCUAUCUUUUGUUGAUGGGAGAGCUGAAGGAGUAAUAUGGGGGCAUCCAGGCUCUAGUUUGGAGGUUAUCAAGCCUCAGUGGACUUAGUAACACGGUAUACUUCUUAACCAACUAAACCCCAAAGGACAGUGGAGAAUCUGCCCUAAGUGACUCCUGGA